Messenger RNA from Puccinia graminis f. sp. tritici CRL 75-36-700-3, 674 nucleotides. RefSeq names its product U6 snRNA-associated Sm-like protein LSm2. Gene Ontology annotation, cellular component: P-body; precatalytic spliceosome; U6 snRNP. The record is from RefSeq and is a predicted model, not a curated record. Gene Ontology annotation, biological process: mRNA splicing, via spliceosome. Gene Ontology annotation, molecular function: RNA binding. NCBI's taxonomy places the organism in Eukaryota, Fungi, Basidiomycota, Pucciniomycetes, Pucciniales, Pucciniaceae. The coding region runs from base 59 to 349 and encodes 96 amino acids. The transcript is spliced from 5 exons.
ACACCACUGACGGAGAGUCGCCAUCGACCAACCAACCAACGUACACCCUCAAGCAAACAUGUUGAUCUUCUCAGUCUUCAAAACUCUAACCGGACAAGAAGUGACGAUCGAACUGAAGAAUGACUUGGCCAUUCAAGGCACUCUAGCCAGUGUGGAUCAAUUCCUCAAUCUCAAACUCGAAAACAUCAAAGUUCUUGACCAAGAGCGUCAUCCACACAUGAUGGCAGUCAAGAACUGUUUUAUAAGGGGCUCGGUGGUCAGAUACGUUCAAAUCCCAAAAGCUGCCGUCGACACUCAACUACUGGAAGACGCAACCCGUAAAGAAGCGGCAAAUACAGCAAAACGGUAACAAAACGUCAAAAAAACACCUUUCCUUUCCUCUGCUUGUUUUUUUUUUUUCUUCGGAGAAUCGGGUGUGAAGUGUGCAAAGUGAACCUACCAAAAUAAAGAAAUAGACAGAAAAUCAGAUUCAAUCCAUAUAUUUAAGAAGAAGGAAUGUUUGAGAAGUAUGGUCAACAGAAGAAACUACAGUGCAACUACAAAGUUUUAACCUGUCAUAGGUAAAUGUAAUACUUUUCUCAAGUUUUCACACCACAGAUUCUGGUUGGUCUUUCCUUUUUUUCAUGAUAACUUUGUGUGUGUUUUUGUGUUGAUGCUUGUGCACCAUGAAGUGC